AAUCGCCAGCCGGCUCUGGAUUGUUGAGUUGUUAACCACCCGGAGCCCCUCUUGGUUUGCUUGAGACUUCCGGAGAGCGGAUCGAAGGUGGAGGAUCGAGGCCAGGAUGUCUCUCCGCUCUGCGCCCUGGCUGCUCCUGGCGUUGGUGGCGGUCGCCCUACGAGGGAGCUGCUUCGGCGCCUCCUCCCACUCCAUGAAGUAUUUCUAUACCUCCAUCUCGGACCCCAGUCAGGGGCAGCAGCCCCACUUUGUCGCUGUGGGGUACGUGGAUGAUCAGCUCUUCAGUUACUAUGACAGCCACAGCCAGAGAUUGCAGCCUCGAGUCUCCUGGAUGGAGAAGGUGGGGAAGGAGGUUCCCCAAUACUGGGACAGAAACUCCCAGAUAGUACGUGGCCAAGAGGAGUCGUUCAGAGUAAGCCUGGAGAACCUGAGGAUUCGCUACAAUCAGAGCGAAGGCCUUCACACAUGGCAGCUGAUGUAUGGCUGUGAGCUCCAGAGAGACAAGACCAAAAGAGGGUUUAGGCAGUUUGGCUACGAAGGGAGGACCUUCAUCACCUUCGACAAGGAGACCCUCACCUGGGUGGCUCCCGUCCCCCAGGCCCAGAUCACCCAGAGGAAAUGGGAUGCUUUUUCAGAAAAUCAGGGACAUAAGUUUUACCUGGAGGAAAUCUGCAUUGAGUGGCCGCCCCUUUUCCCUAGAGUUAAUUCUGGGGGUGCCGUUUCUGCAGAGACCCCAAAGGUGACAGUGAGCAGCCGGACGGAGAUGGAGGAUGGGAUGGAGACGCACAUCUGCCGCGUGGAUGGCUUCUACCCCAGGGAGAUCGAUGCCUCCUGGAGGAGGGAUGGGGAGGUAUGGCUGGAAGAGACCUUCCAUGGGUCUGUGGCCCCCAACGCGGAUGGGACCUACCACUACUGGCUCAGCAUCUGGAUCGAGCCCAAAGAGAGGAGCCUCUAUCGGUGCCACGUGGAGCACGAUGGCCUGCAGGAGCCUCUGGACUUGGAGCUGAAGGAACCAACCAGUUCAAAAUCCAACCUGGGGCUCAUCAUUGGCUGCUUUGUGCUGCCCCUGGCGUGUGUGAUGGCUGGGAUCCUGGUAUUCUUCAAAAAACGUCAAGAUGACUACAAAGCAGCACCAACAAGUGACAAAGGAUCCAGCAGUUCAGACCAGGGGAGCAACCGGAGUGUUUAGCAGCCCCCUUGCAGGGGAGACUCCCAGCAUGAGGGGAGAGGAGAGCAGAUGGGAUCGGACUCCUUCUGAAUUAGGCCGGACUCUCAGGAGGAGCCCUUCAGGCCCUUCCUGCAUGCUGGAGCCUGGAGAGAUUUUUGGGUCUUUCAUCACUUGUGCUGCCCCAGCAGUAUCUAGUUAGUGUAGGAAUUAAGAACUGUCUCCUUUAAGAAACUACCUCAUGGUAAAUGC
Molecule: messenger RNA, 1417 nt
Organism: Thamnophis elegans (Western terrestrial garter snake)
Lineage: Eukaryota; Metazoa; Chordata; Lepidosauria; Squamata; Natricidae
Product: major histocompatibility complex class I-related gene protein-like
Biological process (GO): immune response
Cellular component (GO): external side of plasma membrane
Source: RefSeq, a predicted model, not a curated record